Molecule: messenger RNA, 666 nt
Organism: Cynocephalus volans (Philippine flying lemur)
Lineage: Eukaryota; Metazoa; Chordata; Mammalia; Dermoptera; Cynocephalidae
Product: microtubule-associated serine/threonine-protein kinase 4-like
Exons: 4
Coding region: 1-666 (221 amino acids)
Source: RefSeq, a predicted model, not a curated record
AUGGGGGAGAAAGUUUCGGAGGCGCCGGAGCAGGUGCCCCGCGGCUGCGGCGGCCACGGCGUCCGGACUCCCGCCCCUGCGGCAGCCGCCGCGUCCUCGCCGGGCGCUUCCUCGGCCGAGUCCUCCUCGGGCUCAGAAACUCUGUCGGAGGAAGGGGAGCCCGGCGGCUUCUCCCGCGAGCAGAAGCCGCCACCGCCGCCGGGAGGCGCCCUUAGCGCCCGGCCGCCCGCCGCGUGGGCUCCCGCGCGCUUGGUGUUGGAGCGUGGGGUCCCUGCGCCGCCACCCCGCGGAGGAGCCGCGCCGCCCGCAACCCGGGACAGCAGCGCGUCCCAGGAGGAGCAGGAUGAGGAGCUUGACCAUAUAUUAUCCCCUCCACCCAUGCCUUUUCGGAAAUGCAGCAACCCAGAUGUGGCUUCUGGCUCUGGAAAGUCAUUGAAGUAUCAAAGACAGCUGAGUGAAGAUGGAAGACAGCUGCGACGAGGGAGCCUGGGAGGGGCUCUGACUGGGAGGUAUCUCCUGCCGAACCCGGCGUCUGGGCAGGCUUGGCCGGCCUCCGCCGAGACCUCCAACCUCGUGCGCAUGCGCAGCCAGGCCCUGGGCCAGUCGGCGCCCUCUCUCACGGCCCCCCUGAAGGAGCUGAGUCUCCCCAGAAGAGGAAGUUUGUAA